ACAUCUUCGAGGGUUUUCGAGGUACCCUUCACUUUCUCGAGAGCCAGUUGUACUUGUUGGAUUAUUGUAAUCGCGGUACCGAUCAAUUGGAGCACUGCAGCGGCAGUUCCGAUACCGUCCUGUGGGUUGGCAGAUUAAUAUAACCCCACCAAGUAUUGUCUUGAAGAUCCGACUCACCAUGCUUGAUCUUCAAUGCGGCCAACGUCUUGCACAAAACUGGAAAAUCAAAAAUCUUUGAAUGAAAGAUGAUUUCGAGGCAGCGAAAGUUUCACUGGAGCUGAAGAUUGCAUAAGGCUAUGGCCUAACAAGGUUGUGAUUGGUGAUCGCGCUUCAAGCCGCAACCUUGACCUAUUCCAAAAUACGUUUGAAGGAAGAGCAAAAUCUAUCAUAGAGGUAACAACGCAAUGCAUAUGCCACAGUACACCCCUGAACGCGUCCAUGCUCUGACCCUCUUCGCCAUUUCCUAACAAAAGAUGCCAGAGCAUGUCCCAAGAUCAUGAUCGUGGGUCGUCGCAAAGCCUUUCGCAGACCAAAUUUGGCGACUAUGCGCGAGUGCACCAGGGCCCCAUACACAAUAACUACUUGGGAGGCCCUGAGAGCGACUCCAAUGCCGAUUUUCUCGAUGCUCUGAGCCCAAUUGACCCCGCUGUGGAACGAACGAUUUACGAGGGCAUGAAUGGCUUCCUACCAGAAAGCAUAUUGGAGUGGAUAUUCCGCGAUGAGGGCUACAAAGAAUGGCAUCUUGGGGAUCUGCAGCAACAGAAACCAUUGUUGUGGAUCGUGGAUAACACUGGAAAAGGCUCUACGGCCAUUAUCCUUCGACUUAUUUCUCACGUCGAAGGAUUUAAACAUCAGCCACCUUUCUUGGGGUACUGUUUCUGUCAUCCAACGGAAGACUUGAACAAAACGACUGCCCAUGUGCUCGAGGGCUUCCUGUAUCUCUUGCUUUCUAGCAAUGACGGCGCAUUGACGCAUGUCAAGAAAAAAUACAAGCAAGGAUUGCGAAAAUCACUAAAGGGCCCCCAAAGAUUCUUUUAUUUGGCCAAGGUCACCGGUUUUAACUUUUUCAUCGAUGGUAUUGAUCAACUCGUCAACGCAGAUCGGGACUUCAUUCAUUUGCUCGCCUUGAUAAGAUCUGUUACGGCGCGAGGUCAUGACGCCAAAUGGGUGAUUACAAGUCGAAACAAAGAAGAUUGGCGAACCUUGGAGCUUGGGUUCGAUCACAGAGACUUCACAUCAUUCAUUAACGUGAAAGCCGAGCAAGUACCCUCCACCUUCAGCCUCUCUGAUGCUGUGGAUGUCAUUGAGAGCUAUGGACUUCAAAUGGAAGGAGGGCGCCGAAAGUUCCAAUUCCAACAUAAUGUCCUCUCGUCAUCCCUAGAUUGGUUCCGCUAUACGAUGCGAGGUAAUAGCUGGCUGAGUGAUUGUCCUCAGUUGGGAACCGGAGUUACACCAUCUGCUCUUCUCUGGUAUCGCCCCGAAAAUCUCGGCAGUAGCUCUGAAAUUGCCAGUGAGCUUGGAUUACACAUAGGAGAGCUGUUCGGUAAUCAAACGGAUCGUGCUCGGAACGUUGAGGCUUAUUUCUCUUUCCAUUAUCUUCGAACCGGCAAUCAAACUCCCGAACACGCCCGAAAACUUGAUGUCGGUCCCAGCAUUGCUUUAUGGAGUCUUUUCACUGCUUUAGUCAAAAAUUGUUGUAUUGGUCGAGAUGAUUUAUCAUUGAUGCUUCUGGACCUGCCUUAUAAUACCCAGGAUUUGGUCAGCCGUGUGUGCUCGAGAGCGGCAAAAAUGACAGAAGAGUCAAAGCCAAAUAGCCUUUCUCAGGAAGAAGAAUCUGUUCAAAGCCAAAAAUUUAUCGAAGACUACUGGUUCGACAUGUUUAAGGAUACUGACCUGCCACUGUUAGUAGAUCUUAUCGAGAAGACGAGGGUUCUCCCUGCAAUCAAGAAGUACAGGUUUCUUUUGAUCGUUGACUCCUUUCAUCUCAUCGACAAACAUAGAUGGGCCGCUUGUCUCCAGCUUCUUGAUGGGCUUGUAAUCCCCGGAAAGUUUCGAGUGUUGGCUUCCGGAGGCUACCGCUCGAAGGAUUGUGACGAGUCUAUGCUGGGACUUGAGACGAUCAAUGCCGCUAGUCAUCCUGUCAGCGAAUCCACAGAAUUGCGAGAAUUUCUGGAUAUGCUACAUUUCGAUGAGAUUCAUGCUCGCCGCGACCAAGUCGCACAAGCUCUCCCGGGCACAAAUGAGUGGCUUUGGAGUAACGCCGUAUACAAGAAGUGGAGCUCAGCUGGUGGUUUCUUAUGGAUCUCUGGUAAAGCGGGCAGUGGCAAAUCAGUCCUAGCAAAAACAAUCCGCUUCGACUUUCUUCGUGGCCUCGACACCCGGAAAAUGUUUCUUUGUGAUUGGUUCUAUAACCGACGAGGGCAUGAAAUUGGGACAGCUCAUAUCUCAAUGCUACGAGCACUGGUCCACGAAAUCGUCGGACACCACAAGAGCACAUUUGACACAAUAAAGAAGUACUACCGCGAAGAGAUGGAUGUAGCAUUUCGUUGUGGAGAGUUUCCAGACUGGAGCAUCCAUAUACUGAAGGUAAUGCUACUGGCUUUAGCUGCUGCCCCUUCAACACCUGAAACACUGGCAAUUAUUGAUGCCCUGGAUGAGUCCAAGGAUGGACAAUCACGAAAAGAGAUCAUAGAAAUGAUGUUCGACAUCACAUCCACGAUGCAUGGGAGGCUUCGCUUGAUCGUCCUCAGCAGGCCAGAGCCUCAGCUUUUGGACCGUUUCAAACACUGUUUCCACAUCGCUAUGCAAGAUAAUAACCGAGCAGAUAUUGGUCGAUUAGUGGAUUUCAAAUUGGAUGACAUUCGCCGUGCAUGGGUGCCGAAUUCGUCACCGACUCUCGAAAGUGCUUUCGAGAAGCUAAGAGUCUCGAAAACCAUCACGACGAAUGUCGUCAAAGAGCCCGCAACCACCAAUGACCAGUCGCUUGUCAAGAGAUCAAGUGAUCGCGACCAAGAGCACAGUGAUUAUCGGCUCCCAAGCCAGGAAGAACAAGAACUUAAAAACAUUCGGCUCUAUCUGAUGGAAAACUCUGGCGGCGUUGUCUUGUGGGCCCAUCUGAUUCUGCAAGAGCUGAGCAUGCUUGUGCAAAAGAAAACUGGUUUCAACAUUAGAUUAUUGAGGGAAUGCGCCGAAAAGCUGCCGAAAGAGCUGGACUAUCUUUAUGUCUAUUAUUUUGAGUCAUUGGGCGUAUUGGAGGAUCCUGAACGGCUGAAAAUGGCGCGACGAAUUUUCCUCUGGGUCGUUGGGACUCGCUCCAGAGAAUCACUGCAGCUUCAAGACCUACUCGACGCAAUCGCAAUACCCGAACUCCAAGAGAUAACGGAGGAAGAUGUCAUUGGGAUUGAAAGGUGGCAGAUUGGAGGCAAUUGGAACAAAUUCCGCGACAUCAUCUAUGAGCAUUGUGGUCCCCUGGUUGAAAUAGUCGAGAGGCGAGACGCUAGCAAGGAGGGUCAUCGAAUAGGACAUGUUGAGCCAGUACAACCAAACUGGACCAUUCAGCUCCUGCACCAAACAGUCAGGUCAUUCCUGGAAAAUAGGACGGGGCCUCUUCAGAUUGACGAGCACCAAGCCAAACAGUUUGUUCAACAGCAAACGAACCUCUAUUUGCAACUAGUGCUCCCCAAGAGACCGACUUCAUAUUGCCCAAUCCUGCCCCCUCUUAAGACGAUCCGACGGAGAAGCAACACGUCAUUGUGGCCACAUGCAUCCAAAUCGCUGGAAUUUUGGAGCCUCCUACCAAAAAACCGCGGACUCAAUCAAGAUAUCAUAGACGAACUCUGGACCCGAAGCGCUUGGCUUAGCCACAUUGACUACCUUUCUGAUCGACCAUUUUGCCGGUAUGCCCUAAAGAUACUGGAAAAGGACGGCGAUACUCAAAGCUGGGUGAAGAGUUCAGUGAUAAGCGAAGACGACAUAUUGCCCAACCACUCAUUUCCAUUGUGGUGGGCAUUUGACAGCUGCCUUCCUCGAGAUGAGCAUAAUCAUCGCGACUAUCUUCGCGAAUUUACAGAGCAAGCUUGUCUGAUGGGUCAGCCUAUAGCCAUGGAGAUUUUAUUACGAUUCAUGGAACUUCUGAAAGAGAUGUCGAGGCGCAAAAACAGCAUAUCAAAACUUCGGGUUUAUCCAUGGAAUCGUACAUUGACGAUGGGAGCCGUGGAUGCGUUUCUUGUCAGCGCGAACGAUCAUCCAACUUGCGUCUACCCGCUCGCAACCACUCUUGCCAAGUUGUACAGCGAACAAGACGAGGAUCUUGAGACCUCUUCAAAUGUGGCAAUCUCGGGGUUGGAGUCGAUCAAAGAGAACGACAGAGCGGUGGCGCUUGCAAAAGUCAUCGACAGGAGAGUUAAGCGCCAUGCUUGUACGUCGCUGAUUACGCCUGGCAUUGAUACGACCACUAAGUCUUCAUUGUAUGAAUUGCAUUGCAAGCUCGAAAUCGGGACAAAAAUCUUCAAAGAUAGCAAGGAGAAGCCUAGAAAUGUGACCAUCGGUAGAAUACACGAAGUCAUCAAGACAACUUUGGAAACUUUGGAGUUGACUCAAAAGCGUAACUCGGGGCGGCGUUCUCCAAAAGGCUCGAUGAUUGAUUUCUGGGUUAACAGCACUGAUGAGCCGUUCCGAUGGUUUACUCUGGCAUCAGGAAGUGAUGAGCAAGCUCUCUCGAGAGAACUAUCGGUCGAGGAGACGAUCAAGUCGUUGGACGAGGUUUUCUCAACAUGGGAUUUUCUAGAUCUAACACAUCUGGAAACGGCGUAUGAUAGCUUCUCUCGGGCGCUGCCUAUACUGCCUAGAGAUUCGCAGGGAGAGAUUCGGCGGGGGAAACGGAAAUCGCGCGCAAGCAAGUCAGAUAAAGAUGAGGAUAUCAACGGAGAGUAAUUGGCGUCCGUCGAAGCGUUUUCUCUUCCAAAAGUCUUCGCCACAAACGCAGUAAUGAGAAGGAUCGAAGUGAGGAUGGUUCUACUAGUUGGAGACAUUUUGCCAUGCAUAAUCACGUUGCUGUCUUAGGACCUCGUGUUUCAUUUGUAAGAGCUGAGGCCACCGGGAAUGGCCCACUUAAGCGAAACUCAACAAAUGAGACCUUAUUUACC
This is a messenger RNA of Mollisia scopiformis, 5144 nucleotides long. RefSeq lists its product as uncharacterized. NCBI's taxonomy places the organism in Eukaryota, Fungi, Ascomycota, Leotiomycetes, Helotiales, Mollisiaceae. The transcript has 4 exons. Bases 484 to 4932 code for a protein of 1482 amino acids. The record is from RefSeq and is a predicted model, not a curated record.